This is a messenger RNA of Aspergillus tanneri, 3636 nucleotides long. RefSeq names its product coatomer subunit alpha. Gene Ontology annotation, molecular function: protein binding; structural molecule activity. Lineage: Eukaryota; Fungi; Ascomycota; Eurotiomycetes; Eurotiales; Aspergillaceae. The record is from RefSeq and is a predicted model, not a curated record. Gene Ontology annotation, biological process: retrograde vesicle-mediated transport, Golgi to endoplasmic reticulum; intra-Golgi vesicle-mediated transport; intracellular protein transport. The transcript is spliced from 8 exons. Gene Ontology annotation, cellular component: COPI vesicle coat. Bases 1 to 3636 code for a protein of 1211 amino acids.
AUGCAGUCCUCUCCAAACAUGCUCACCAAGUUUGAAUCUAAAUCAUCCAGAGCCAAAGGAAUUGCCUUCCAUCCGAAACGGCCAUGGAUCCUAGUAUCUCUUCAUUCGUCUACUAUCCAGCUAUGGGAUUACCGCAUGGGUACUCUCAUUGAUCGUUUUGAAGAGCAUGACGGCCCUGUCCGAGGCAUUGACUUCCAUCCAACCCAGCCCCUCUUUGUGUCCGGAGGCGACGAUUAUAAGAUUAAAGUCUGGAGUUACCAGACCCGGAGAUGCCUUUUCACACUCAAUGGCCACCUUGAUUAUGUGCGAACCGUAUUUUUCCACCACGAGCUUCCUUGGAUUCUCUCUGCGUCCGAUGACCAGACGAUCCGGAUAUGGAACUGGCAGAACCGGUCAUUAAUUUGUACAAUGACGGGCCAUAACCACUACGUGAUGUGCGCGCAGUUCCACCCAACCGAGGACCUGAUCGCCUCCGCCUCCUUGGACCAGUCCGUGCGCAUUUGGGACAUUUCGGGGCUGCGCAAGAAACACUCGGCUCCAACUACAAUUUCGUUUGAAGACCAGAUGGCUCGAGCUAAUCCUAGCCAGGCGGAUAUGUUCGGAAACACUGAUGCAGUUGUGAAGUUUGUCUUGGAAGGUCAUGACCGGGGUGUUAACUGGGUCUCCUUCCACCCCUCUUUGCCGCUGAUUGUCUCCGCGGGUGAUGACCGUCUUGUCAAGUUGUGGAGGAUGAGUGAUACGAAGGCGUGGGAGGUUGAUACCUGCCGCGGUCACUUUCAGAACGCCUCCGCUGCCCUCUUCCACCCACACCAGGAUCUGAUACUCUCCGUUGGUGAAGACAAGACAAUCCGGGCAUGGGAUUUGAACAAGAGAACCUCUGUACAGUCCUUCAAACGAGACAUGGACCGGUUUUGGGUCAUCGCCGCUCAUCCAGAGAUCAACCUCUUCGCUGCUGGCCACGACACAGGUGUCAUGGUUUUCAAGCUGGAACGGGAAAGACCUGCGUCUGUGGUAUACCAGAACCAGCUCUUUUAUAUCACGAAAGAGAAACAUGUCAAGUCCUAUGACUUCGCCAAGAAUGUUGAAUCUCCACCUAUGCUCUCGUUGCGCAAGCUCGGCUCAGCUUGGGUGCCGCCAAGGACAGUUUCUUAUAACCCCGCAGAGCGGGCUAUUCUUGUCACUUCCCCCACAGAUGGAGGCGUUUAUGAGUUGAUCCAUCUGCCACGGGAUGCGACGGGCGCCGUUGAACCCACUGACGUCAAGCGAGGCCAAGCUUCUUCAGCCGUAUUUGUUGCCCGUAAUCGCUUUGCUGUUUUCAACCCGGCAAACCAGCAGGUGGAUAUCAAGGACCUGAGCAAUUCAACAACCAAGUCGAUCAAACCCCCACCCGGAACGACCGAUAUUUACUUUGGUGGAACUGGUUGCCUCCUCUUUAUCACUCCUACUGCAGUCGUGCUUUUUGAUAUCCAGCAGAAGAAGCAGCUUGCAGAACUGGCUGUCUCUGGUGUUAAGUAUGUUGUCUGGUCAAAUGAUGGCCUGUACGCAGCCUUGCUCAGUAAGCACAAUGUUACAAUUGUCACGAAAACUUUGGAACAAGUGAGCACAUUGCAUGAGACGAUUCGCAUCAAGAGUGCCGCAUGGGAUGAUGCUGGUGUUCUUCUCUAUUCUACUUUGAACCAUGUGAAGUACUCUCUCUUGAAUGGGGAUAAUGGCAUUAUCCGGACCCUGGAGCAUACAGUUUAUCUCGUCAAAGUCAAAGGCAGGAGCGUCUACUGUCUGGACCGCAAUGCCAAGCCUAGAGUUUUGGAGAUCGACCCUACGGAAUACCGGUUCAAGCUGGCCCUGGUUAAGAGAAAUUACGACGAGAUGCUCCAGAUCAUUAAGACGUCUAGCUUGGUCGGCCAAAGCAUUAUCUCGUAUCUGCAGAAGAAGGGCUACCCUGAGAUUGCAUUGCAGUUUGUGCAAGAUCCUCAGACUCGCUUCGAGCUUGCCCUUCAGUGUGGUAACCUUGAGGUCGCCAUUGAGAUGGCUAAAGAGCUGGAUCGGCCCAACCUCUGGAGCCGGCUUGGAGCGGAAGCGUUGGCCCAUGGCAACCACCAGACAGUCGAGAUGGCUUAUCAAAAGCAGAGGAAUUUUGACAAGCUGUCUUUCCUCUAUCUGUCUACCGGCGACCAAGAAAAGCUGUCAAGAAUGGCCAAGAUUGCAGAGCACCGUGGCGACUUCACUUCUCGUUUCCAGAACGCCAUCUAUCGCAGUGACAUUGAGGAUAGAAUCCAAAUGUAUAAAGAGGUUGAUCUAUAUCCCUUGGCGUAUCUUACUGCAAAGACCCAUGGAUUGACCGAAGAGGCCGAAUCUAUUCUCGAAGCGUCUGGCCUCACAGAGGACCAGAUUACCCUUCCCAGUGUUGAUGAGCCUGUGCGGGUGCCCCACCCCAUUGUUCCGACUUUCAAAUCAAACUGGCCUGCUAAGGCUGCUGCACACUCGUCCUUCGAGAAAGCCUUGCUCGGAGAAGUCGGUGUGGUCGACGAUGAAGCCGCCGCGAUUGGCUUUGAGCCAGAAGAAGAGGAAGGUGUUGCUGCACAGGAGACCUUUGACGAUGAAGAGGAAGACGUCGGCGGAUGGGACAUGGGAGAGGAGAUCAAUGUUGAGGAGGAUGUUGAUUUUAUCAACAUCGAUAGUGCAGAGGCCGGCACUGGAAGCACCGAGGCCGAUCUCUGGGCCCGUAAUUCCCCUCUGGCGGCAGACCAUGUCGCUGCUGGCUCCUUUGACACCGCCAUGCAGCUCCUGAAUCGUCAAGUCGGUGCUGUCAAUUUCACCCCUCUCAAGCCGCGGUUCGUUGAGCUAUAUAAGGCGUCGAAGACGUAUCUCCCUGCCACGGCUGGCCUUCCUCCUUUGGUGAACUACGUUCGACGGACUGUCGACGAGACCGACAGCCGCAAGGUCCUGCCUAUUAUCCCGAGAGAUUUGGAGACAAUUGCCAAUACCGACUUACAAGAGGGUUAUGCUGCAAUGAGGGCCAACAAACUGGAAGACGGUGUUGUAAUUUUCAAGCGUAUCCUGCAUUCCGUUCUGGUGAACACGGUGUCGUCCGAAGCGGAGGUGGAGCAGGCCAAGAAGAUUAUCCACACUGCUCGCGAGUAUAUCCUCGCUAUGUCUAUUGAAUUGGAACGCCGGUCCCUCUCGACGGACAGCCCAGAGGAUCUCAAGAAAAGCCUUGAACUCUCUGCUUACUUUACAAUUCCCAAGCUGGAAGUGGCCCACCGCCAGCUCGCUUUGAUGGCCGCCAUGAAGUUCGCUUUUGCUAACAAGAACUAUUCAUCGGCUCUUAGCUUUGCCAACCGUAUGUUGGCCAACGGUGGCUCCGCCAAGCUUCUUGAACAGGCCAAGAAGAUCAAAGCCCAGUGUGAGCGCAGUCCGCAAGACAAGAUCGACAUCGAAUUUGACCAAUUUGCCGAAUUCGACAUCUGCGCCGCCUCGCACACCCCUAUCUACAGUGGCUCCCCCAGUGUGUCUGACCCCUUCACCGGAGCCAAGUAUCAUGAACAGUACAAGGGCACCGUGUGUCGGAUAUCCGAUGUGACAGAGAUCGGCGCGCCGGCCAGCGGAUUACGAUUGUUUGUGCCCGGCCAGCUUUAA